AUGGCGUCUCAGGUGGACGCGGUGCGCGUGGAGGAGGUGGUGAAGACGGUCCAGAUCGUGCUGUACGGUCUGACCAUCGCGCUGGGCAGCGUGGGCAACGCCCUGGUGGUGUGGGUGAUUGGCGCACGCCUCAAGCCCACCGCCACCAACGUGUGCCUGCUCAACCUGGCGGUGGCCGACCUGGUGUUCAGCAUCUCGCGCGUGCUCUCCGUCUCCUACCUCAGCCUGGACCACUGGCUGUUCGGCCUGGCGCUGUGCCAGUUCAAUGGCCUGCUCAAGUAUGCCAACAUGUUCUGCAGUGUCUUCCUGCUGGUGGUCAUCAGUCUGGACCGGGCGCUCUGCGUCCAGCGCCCCAUCCAGGCCAAGAGCCUGCGCACCGUGGGCCGGGCGCGGGCCAUCAACGUGGCUGUGUGGGUGGCUGCUGUGGUGCUGAGCCUGCCUUACUCCAUCAGCCGCACCGUGGUGGUCAAGGAGGACAGCGGCAGCAGUGGAGGCGUCAACGCCACAAAGUGCUCCAUGGAGGCGGUGCGAAGCGUGGGUGUGCGCACCUGCCUCUACCUGGUCCGCUUCCUCUUCGGCUUCCUACUGCCCUUCCUGGUGAUCGCCGGCUGCUAUGUGCUCACCGCCUGCGGACUGCGCCGCACCCAUAUCCGCCGCAAAGUCAAGGUCAUCCGUCUGCUAGUGAUGCUGGUCACUGCCUUCUUCCUGUGCUGGGCUCCCUACCACUUCCUGUUGCUGGUCAAGAUGGUCCGCAAGGAGAGCCGCUGGGUCAAGCUGGGCCUGCCGGUGGCGCAGGGCCUGUCGCACUUCAACAGCUGCGUCAACCCCAUCCUCUACUUCUGCAUGGGCCUGGAGCGCCGGAGGGGUUUCCGUCGGAGCAUCUCAGGGGCGUUGCGAAAAACCCUGGAGGACGAUGGCAUGGCCCCAGUAACCGAGGGCCAGCAGUCAGCCUCGAUAAUAGCGGAUGUACAGUUGAAGCAAUACCAAGGCACUAUUCAGAAUGCAAACAAUGACAAGUUGUGAACAGUGAGGAAAAAGACAUGAUUCACGAUUAUUGACACUGGAUUGAGUUAUAGAUCAUUUAAUAUUUUCCAAUUUAUUGGCUUGCCAGCCCUAUGUGAACCAGAAACCACAGAUGUUCAGCAAUGGGUGAUUCUCGUAUCUGGUGCAUGGUGGUAUCAGCCUGGUGUGAUAUCACCGGCAUGGUAUGGGAGGAAUAGUUAAAUGGGGAUACGUUGCCAAAGAGAUGACCAGGAACAUUCCCUUCUUUUCCUCUGAUUCAUCCGAUGAUUUGUGUGAAAAAAGAAAACUGUGUUUAAAAAAACUCGUCCUCGAAACACAUCUGAGGCUCUUCCGGGAUAUCUAUAAUUAAUGUGUUUUCCUUUGAAAUGAUACACUGCCCCUCCAUUAGAAUUCCUUUAGAUACGAGUCACAGAUUAUUCUCUUCCAUUAUUGCUUCAUACACAGUCAGUAUUUAUCGUCAGUCAUGUUUCUCAUGGGAAAAAAAUGAAUCAAGACACAAAAAACGUGGGAAAAUGUAAGUGGUUUACAGUACCUUUAAUGUUGUCUUGUAGUUACUAAUUCAACUCUUCAGGUCAUAUUGACUUAUUUUGAGCAGCCUAUAUGAAACUGAUAGGGGAGUAGGUUGGGAGGAGGCACAUAUUGCAUUUAUUCAAGUAGCCUAAAUAGCUGUAUAUUGUGUUGU
This is a messenger RNA of Engraulis encrasicolus (European anchovy), 1705 nucleotides long. RefSeq names its product C3a anaphylatoxin chemotactic receptor-like. NCBI's taxonomy places the organism in Eukaryota, Metazoa, Chordata, Actinopteri, Clupeiformes, Engraulidae. The record is from RefSeq and is a predicted model, not a curated record. Gene Ontology annotation, molecular function: G protein-coupled receptor activity; complement receptor activity. Gene Ontology annotation, cellular component: plasma membrane. The coding region runs from base 1 to 1023 and encodes 340 amino acids. The transcript is spliced from 3 exons. Gene Ontology annotation, biological process: complement receptor mediated signaling pathway; positive regulation of cytosolic calcium ion concentration; inflammatory response.